GAGAGCGAGUGACGUGAGGAAGUGUUGCCACGUGUAUGAUUUACAGCGGCAGAGCCAAGGGGCACGGGUGGUGGCGCUGGCGAGCGCAGGCAGCUGCAGUGGACACGUAGCGUAGCUCGUAGUCCGGCCAACUCAAGUUGUGUGUAUUCUGUAGACUGCUUAUUAAGCACUCCUAGUACCAAUGAGGUCCAAACAUUAACAUGUAUGGACCUCAUAGGCGACAAUGCGUUAAAAACAGGCUUGGUAUUUCUACUAGUCCUGGUCUUCACAGUUGUGGGACAGGCCCUAAGUCCUAUCUCGACCCUAUCAGGGGACAGCCAAGCCAGGUUCAAGACCAUCUUUGAACAGGCCAGGCCCUAUGCUGAUUUGAGCACAGCCCACUAUGCUAUCUUAGGGCUGAAGCUUCUUGAUGCUCCUAUCCCUCAGGCCCAGGAGGCCUGCAACUUUUUGAAAGAGCACCUGGAUGUGAACAGUAUCCAGUCCAUCUACCAUGCCACUACUGGUGCCAAAGCACUAGGCAACUGCAAGGUGCCAUUGAGCAAUGGACAGCAAGUUUUGAAUGCUGCUGUUACUGAUAGCUCAGAUGUAGCAACAGUUUUCUAUGCUGUCACAGCCUUGACUGCUCUUGGCCUCACCAUUAAUUCUGCUGAAGUGGUAAAGGCUUUGGAUGCUGGACUGAAGAAAGAUGACAGUGUUUUAAGUUCCAGUCUUGCUCUCCAUGUGGCAUCCAUGCUAUCAAAUGAAACCAAUGUAGACAAAUAUCAUGAUCUUAUAGAAGAUAUUGUAGCACAAGCUGAUGAAGUAGGAGAAAAAUAUUUACAGUUUGACUCAUUACAGCAGACAUCUAUUUUCAUAGAAGGAGCAUAUAAACUUUCUGGAGUAGUCAAUAAAGCACCAGUUAUUAGUGAGGAGCAAGUAGUGCUAUUAGGAAAUUACAUUGUUAGCAGACAAUCAACACAGAGCGUCCGUAAUGCAUACUACGUCCUCAGUGGGACCAAAGCCCUCUCAGAUAACAAGUUCCAAAUUCCAGUAGCAUUUUCCCUUGCUGGACCCAUGGCCGUCACCUCAGCAGAGCCUAGCAUUCGUGUACGAGUAUCCAACCUUCUUUCCUCUACCCUUGGAAAGCUGAUUGUUGUUGCAACUUCAGUCGAAUCUAAAAGUGAGGGAGACACCGCUGCUAGCAACCUUCCCCUUUCUGGCACCAGUGACCCAGCUAUCUACCAAGUAAACCUGAUGGAAUCCAAGCUGUCACCUGACUUCUACCGUGUGACCUUAGAUGCCACGCCCUCCCAGGAAGACACUCGCCUUAUUGGUCUGGCCGAGGGUGAGGUCACUGUCAAGGUCACGACCCAGGUCACCCUUGAAGCUGCAGAGAUCAAUGUGGUUGAUAAAGACCAGUCAAUCACAGCCAAGACCAUGAGGGUCAAGUAUCCUGAGAAGGUUGAGAAGGGUCUAGAGGCUGACCAUCAUCAGAAUCUGGUCAUCAAGUUUAGUCUCAAGGACAAGUCUGGACAACCCAUUGAGGCUCAUCAGACCUUUGUCCGCAUCACAAAUGUAAAGACCAAGCAAGAAGUCAUCUUUACUGCGGAGGCAGAUUCCGGCAAGGCUUACAAGUUUACCUUGGAUGUUGCGGACAGUGGCAAGGAAUAUUUCAAGGAUCUUUCUGGUCGCUACUCUGUUGACCUCAUCAUUGGAGAUGCUGUCAUUCAGAAUCCAUUCUUCUGGAACUUGGCCGUAGUGUCUUUGAAAUUUCCUGAGUCUGACGCCAAGCCAUCUUCUCCGUCUGGAAGCCAGUACAAACAGUUACCUGAGAUUGAGCAUAUGUUUCGUAUAGCUGAGAAGCGCCCUCCAUCUAUUGUCUCUAAUGCCUUCACAGCCCUUGUAUUGGCUCCUCUUGUUCUUCUCUUCAUCUUGUGGGCCAAGCUUGGAGCCAACAUGAAGAACUUUUCACCAUCUCCCAGUGCCGUGGGCUUUCAUCUUGGUUUAGGAGGUAUCUUUGCUUUGUACUACUGCUAUUGGACCCAUCUCAACAUGUUUGCUACCCUUCAGUAUCUGACUGUCUUGGGGGGCAUCACAUUCUUCUUUGGUAACCGUCUUCUCAGUGGCAUCGCAAAGCAAAAAAAGUAACAUAGUUUCACACAUUCAUGAAUAGAAGGUCAUCAAUAUGUUACGACCAAGAAACAUGAGGAGAAUGAUGCAAUUUGAUUGGAACCAUAAUUUACCUCGUUGUUCGUUCAAUGGGAAUUUGAAAUACAAAGGUUCUGUCAUUACAACUAAAAUAUACUGUUUUUGUAAAUUUUUGAAAAUCACUAAAUUUAUUAGUGAAUCUAAGCAUAGUUUAUCUUUAUUAAAUUACUGGUGAAGGGCUCAGCAUUUUUUUGUAGCUUCCGCUUUUGGACAUUUCACGGAGGAUAGUAUUAAAGAAUUUCUGUUUCAUGUAGAUAGAAAUGUAGAAUACAAAAAAAAAACAUGUUUCUUAUUCAUAGUUUUAUGAACAAUAAAAGGAGGAUGCCACUAAACUUAAAUUGAAGGAUACGAGAUUUUGUCAUAGACUAGAGCUAUUGUAGUAUACAACAUUUUUGCAGUUUUUGCAAACUUUACUGUCAAUUUGCGUGGAUUUACACAUUUUAUAAUUAAUUGAACUUUGUAAUAAUAAUUGUUACAUUAUGGUCUGUACAGGAACAUUGAUGCUUGGUAUAAUGAAGCUAUGGGUAAUAUGACUAAUAAGUACUUACCAUUUUAGAUCUCUUUUUACCCUGCUUCUGUAGUCUGUUUAUGUUGAUUGUUUCUCAAACCACGCACCAUGUUCAAGGUGGAGUGUUUUCCAGGUAAUAUUAUUUAUGUUUUGAUUUGAUAAGUCAAAAGUUGUGCCUGUCUUAUGUAAGAAAAUUCAGAUUCGUCCAGCGGACAUUGCUCUGUGCCAUUUGUGUAAUGUAUUUUCUCCAUGCUAUUUUUCUUGACCAAAUGAUAAAAUCAUGUGGAAUGUGAAUUUCUUUUUAACCUAAAUAAAAACCUGUCCUGUUUCAAAUAUGCAGUAACACAUAGCUUUAUCAUCAAGUUUUUCUGUAUCUCAUCGUUAUUUUGGAUCUAAUUGCCAUACAAAACCACAGGAAAGUAAUGAUUUCCGUAUAUUGCUGAUACCUUAAUUGCAAUGAUACUGCAGUCUAAGCAAUAUGUCUUCUUCAUGUAAAAGAAUGCAAAAUAUGUCUAGUAUGAAUCAAGUAUAAACUGCCCUCUGUGUACAAUUUCUUUUUCCUUCAAUACUUGUGGUUUGAUUAUUAUUAUUUUGACUGAAAAAUGUUUUACCAAAAGAAAAUUUUGGCACCAUCCUGCUGUUUUCCAGCAAUAAAAACUAAAAGUUUUACACAAA
Lytechinus pictus (painted urchin) is the source of this 3370-nucleotide messenger RNA. RefSeq names its product dolichyl-diphosphooligosaccharide--protein glycosyltransferase subunit 2-like. Gene Ontology annotation, biological process: protein N-linked glycosylation. The record is from RefSeq and is a predicted model, not a curated record. Bases 205 to 2127 code for a protein of 640 amino acids. The transcript has 16 exons. NCBI's taxonomy places the organism in Eukaryota, Metazoa, Echinodermata, Echinoidea, Temnopleuroida, Toxopneustidae. Gene Ontology annotation, cellular component: membrane; oligosaccharyltransferase complex.